AUGUUGCUUGAUCAAUAUCGUGAUGAAACUAAUGAACAAUUUGAUAAAGAAUUGAUACACGAGAAUAUUAAUCUAUUAGGAACAGUAGCAUCAUCAAUUGGAGAUUUUGCCCGCAAAACCAUGCGGAUUGUCUUUAGCGAGCAUGAAUUGAAAACAGAAAUUCUUCCUCCACAAAGAUCUUAUUUGGCUCGAUCAAGUUUAGAUGAAAAAAAAUUUCAAUUAGUAAAUGAUGCUAUUCGCAUCAAAUUCAAGCUUGACUCGAGCAAAUAUUCGGCAUUUUAUAAAAAUAUUUUGAGAAGGAAAUUAUCUGAUUUUCUUAUUGAAGAACGUCGCAGAGAAUUAAACAGAAUUGCUCGUCGUUAUAUUCGAUCCCAAACCACGGAAAAUUCAUCUUGA
This is a messenger RNA of Rotaria sp. Silwood1, 396 nucleotides long. The record is from the annotation of a GenBank genome assembly. NCBI's taxonomy places the organism in Eukaryota, Metazoa, Rotifera, Eurotatoria, Philodinida, Philodinidae.